This is a messenger RNA of Adineta steineri, 423 nucleotides long. NCBI's taxonomy places the organism in Eukaryota, Metazoa, Rotifera, Eurotatoria, Adinetida, Adinetidae. The record is from the annotation of a GenBank genome assembly.
AUGUUAAAUGAUUUAUUAAAAAAUGGAUCUAAUAAUGAAUUCGAAAAUGAUAUAAUUGUAUCAUGGUUUCCAUGGAAAGUUAAACAAUUAGGAAUUAAAACACUUUUACAAGAAAAAUAUAAAGGUGAUGGAAAUGAAAAUAGUCCAUUUAUAAUUGAUUGGCUUAAUUAUGAUCCCGAAAAUCCUAAGAAAUGGAUGAAUUUAUAUAAAUGGUUUAUAACAUUGAUUAUAAGCAGUGAUGAAUUAAUUGUACUUGGUCUAUCAUUAUUUACUCUUAGUUUUGCAAUAACACCUUUAUUUUGGGCACCAUUUUCCGAAAUUUUUGGUCGACGAUUACUCUUCAUAAUAACUUAUGGUGGAUUAGUUGCAUUUAUUGGUGGUACAAUAGCAUCACAAAAUAUUUGGACAUUAAUUAUACUUUGA